CUGGUGCCGGUAGUGGUGGGAGGCGCGCGGGCUGGGCGCUACCUGCUGCUGAGGGUCGCCAUGGCGGGGGCGCUGGGCCGCAAGGCCGUGGACUACCUGCGCAGCAAGGAGUUCAGGGACUACCUCAUGAGGUGACACUUUUGGGGGCCAGUUGCCAACUGGGGACUUCCUAUUGCUGCUAUUAAUGAUAUGAAGAAGUCGCCAGAAAUCGUUAGUGGCCGAAUGACAUUUGCACUCUGUUUUUACUCUUUGGCUUUCAUGAGAUUUGCCUACAAAGUGCAGCCAAGGAACUGGCUUCUUUUUGCAUGCCACUUCACUAAUGAAAUUGCACAACUUAUUCAAGGAGGACGACUGAUCAAAUACAGGCAAGUUACAUAUCAAAAAAUGGAAGUCAUAAACUGAUGGCUCUUGGAAUACUCUGUUAGUAGAUUUCUAACUGUAGUGGAAACCCUUGCAUGGCUUCUGAACUUGUGUAACAUCAUUACCUUUUGAAAACCCAUUAACAAGCUUGUUGUCAGUAGGCUAAUUAUGACUUGUUGCCUUGCACUCCCUUUGACACUUCCGAGGGAUACACAGAAAAGACUGAAAACCCUUAUGUUCAUGGAUGUAGAUAGGUCUUAUGCAGCUGCUGGCUACUCUGGGGUUUGUUUCAUGUAUUAUGUUGAUUAGUCUGCAUGUGUCAGUCUCAGUAACUAAUUUUUGAGAUGGAAACAUUGGAAGGGGUUGUAUAUCUGAAACAGAAAUUAAGGAAAACCUCUCUAAGCUGACCCUUCUAUAUGUCAGGUAGAUACAACUGAGUGUGACUGAGGACUAGCCUGCAAGCAGUCUCACACCCUCAUUGGGUAGCAAGUAGUGCAGACACUGCCCUAGGCAGUGAUCAUGAGUCAGGAUUCUGGCUCUUUUUACUUUGGAUCCAAGAAAUUGAUGGGGAGUAAUGGGAUGAUGAAGCCUCCUGAACUAUAAAUUAAAAAGUGAGCAAAACUGCAAAUGAACAUGCUUUUCCAUAAGUAACUGGCCAAAUGUCUUUCAUUACUGAAGUUCUGUUUUAAGUCCAGACUCUUUAUAGCAAUUCUAGUUAAAUAAUCACUCCUGUAAAACUUUAUCUUCUCUUGGCAGAUUUGAGAAAAAGAACUAAAUAUCUAAGUUGAAGUAAGCCAUGGAAUAUGCUUAUCCUGAAUUACAACCAAGGAAGACUUGCCAUCUACAGUUCCUGUGACAGUUACAAUGGGGUUGAAACAAACACCUAUUAUGAAUGACCCCAUCAAGAAUCCUACUGAUUUUUUUUAUCUUGCCUUUUUGAGAAUAAUAUUCAGCAAUGUAAACCAUUGCAUUUGAAGUUUUGCUGCCUUACAGGUCCUUAAUAACUACCCUUUGAAUAAAAAGUUAGACAUCUGAAUAACAAGCAAUAUUUGAAAAUCAACUUUUUUCUAACAGUCUACAAAAGCGGUGUAUGAUGGCUUAGUAACUGUAGGUGGUAUCAUGGUAUUAAGAUUCUUAAAAGCCAUUUAACUUGGGUGCAUUCAUUCCUGUCUCUUUUUUUUUUUUUUUUUUUAACUUAAGCAGUGGCUUGCUAAUCUACAAGAACAAAUGUGUAGUUAGGCAGCCUGGAAGUGACCGGCUAUCCUUCUUCCCUUACUGCAUGCCUUGUCUCAGUAAAGAGACUUCAUUAAUACCCGUUUUUAAGUCACACAUUAUUUUAAGAGGACUUGGAAGAGCAAAAGCAUAGCACUGAAUGAAUGAAAGCAACAAGGUCUGGUACUGUUCUUUAAGAAGUUCUAAGUAGAUUUUAUUUUUUCCUACUAUUUGAGUUGCUCUAGAUGUAUGUAAUCCUUACACAGACAAAAACUUAAUUUGUUUGGAGUCUAAGAUCUGAAAGACACAAGGUGCCUUUCAGUAGUUUUUUAUGUCAUUGGGAGAGUGGCUUCCCUGCAUGACCUGCCUGAAAAUUACAUUGCUGUAAAGAUAUAGAUAACAAAGAAUGUACGUGAUGGAUUUUAUUUCAGUUCAGUGUUUUUGAACAAUAAACAUGUUCCAAAUGGCAAUAAAUUCUUUCAACAUUUUGAAAA
This is a messenger RNA of Neopsephotus bourkii (Bourke's parrot), 2066 nucleotides long. It is a transcript of the gene MPC1, whose product is annotated as mitochondrial pyruvate carrier 1. NCBI's taxonomy places the organism in Eukaryota, Metazoa, Chordata, Aves, Psittaciformes, Psittacidae. The transcript is spliced from 3 exons. Gene Ontology annotation, biological process: pyruvate import into mitochondria. Gene Ontology annotation, cellular component: mitochondrial inner membrane. The record is from RefSeq and is a predicted model, not a curated record.